CUCGUAUAUAUUUGCGUCAUCCGCAUAACCAAUAACCACCACGCGGGGGUUUGACGCAGUUAUCCUACAAUAUAUAUAUAUAUCACGUCAUGACCUCGAUUCCGGGUCACUGAUUCCUCCCAUUAUAUCUCGCUGCUGAUGUUUUAAUCCCGAGAAAUAAAAUUCAUUGAAGGUCAGCAUAAUAAUGGACUGGAUUCGGACUCUGUUUUGCGUCGGCAGUGAGUCUGCGGAUCCUUCCUCAUCGCCGCCGCCGCCACCUGGGCAACCCGAACUGGAUUCCUUACUGAUCCCCCCUGACAGGAUCAAAAGUGGCGGCAGCUUGGUCAACUUCUGGAGAUCGAGAGUCGGCCAUGACCCGAUCGACGCAACCCGGGAACCCCGUCACAUUCGACUCGGAUAUCCUCGACAUUUCGACGAAUCUCCCGCAGUUAUCAUUCCUGCAAAGCAUGUUGCCAGCAGUGACGACGGCGUUAGACACAGAAAUAAGCCGCAUCCAUUGCAAGAUUUCGACGACUUCUGCGGGGUCAAAGAAGCGUCACCUACCGGCAACUUUAAAAGCCCGGAUGAUAUGACUUUCAUUUCUCACGCAGAAGGUGGCGCUGGUAUUGCUGAAACGGAAAUUGCCUUGGAGAAUGAAGAGUUUGGAGAGGAGGAAGGAGGAGGGGAGGGGUAUGGUGAAGGUGAAGGGGACGACGACCUUUUCAAGAAACCAAAAAUAAUUGGGUUCACAAUUGAUGAUGCCCUGGAGUACAUUGGAUUUGGCUCAUACCAGCUUUUGUUGACCCUGGUUGCUGGGCUGGGAUGGAUGGCAGCAGGCAUGGUGACAGUGAUGGUGACCAUCCUAAACCCAUCUUUGCAGUGUGCCUGGCACAUUGCUGCCUGGAAACAGGCUGUUUUGGCAGUAAGUCUCUUUGCUGGCAUGGGUUCCAGUGGGUUCUUCUGGGGGUAUAUGGCUGACAGGUUUGGCAGGAGAAGAACUUUGAUGGCAGCUUCUUGGCUCUUGUUUUAUGAGUGUGUCUUGUGCACCUUUACACCCAGCUAUGUUUGGAUCCUGUUCCUGAGGUGGAUGGUUGGCUUUUCUUUGGGCUGUAUGCCUCAAAAUAACACUUUAUGCAGAGGAGAUGCCAAAAUCCCUCAGAGGACAAUGCGUCAUCAUUCUUCAGGGUUUUUGGGUCCUAGGAUGUUUGGUGGAGAUUUGUAUUGGGAUCUUCUCUGUACCAUUACAUUGGAGAAACCUAGUGUUUUAUACUUCACUGGGUCCUUUUCUGUUUGCCUUGACUAUUGGAGAAACAAAACUUGGGCAAGUUUUGGACUGAAAUGUCCUGUGGAUCAGCAUGCAGGCACUUUACUUACACUGAUUACAAUGAACUACACAAAAGAAGUAACCGACUCGAAAAUCCAAACUACGGCCUUUCCAACUCACAUUAGAUCAGUAGCUAUGGGACUCAGUAUGGCUUACCCAGUUGAUCCACGGUGUCCAGUUGACAACACUGAACUCAUUCAAAACAUGACCAACCCUUGCAGACCCCAGCCUCCAAAAGAUCCUUGUGAUGUCUCUCCUGUCGGGGGAAAAACUGGCAGAAUGGAGUUGUUAGCCUUGAGAAUGCCCUUGCCUGUGCCUGGAUUUGCCACAGGUGUCGCCCCUGCAUGGUUCCCAUCCGACACUGGACUCAGCAGCUUGGAGCCGGUUGGUGGCGCCACUGGCACCACCUUCAUCAACUGCAGCAUUUCCAUUGGGCUGAGGGGUUGGGGUGAACUGGAAGUCCAGGGUCUUGGGGGCGUUUUUCUCUCCAUUCAGCCAAUAAAUAGAAGAGAAAUUCAAGGAAUUCUGGGAUCCCAAUAUCCUCAGAAGGAAAAGCCUCUUCUGGAAAAGAAGGGGAAUGGGAUGGUGGUGGUGAUGGCAUCAGAUGCACCAGCACCAGCACCAGCAACACUUGCCUGCUUGAGAUACAACAUGAGACAGCAGACGUCAAUGGUGGGAAAAUCCUGUCCACCUGCCGAGGCCAUGUCCAGAGUAUUGAUCCCCCCAGGGAUCCCUUUUAUGUCAGUCACUCAUACUCACUUGGGCAAUAGCUGGUAA
Molecule: messenger RNA, 2080 nt
Organism: Notodromas monacha
Lineage: Eukaryota; Metazoa; Arthropoda; Ostracoda; Podocopida; Cyprididae
Source: the annotation of a GenBank genome assembly